AUGGUUCAUGCGUAUGCUGAGUCUGAGGAUAUGGGUGCUGCUUUUAGGCUGUUUGAGCACACCCCUGAGCCUAAUAUUAGCACGAGGACUGCAAUGGUUGUGGGGUAUGCUGCAACAGGACUGUGGCAUCAGGCCAAAUGUGGUGACAAUCACAACGUUGCUGUGUGCAUGUCCCAGAGUUGGAGGCCUGGACAUAGGGAAGUGGAUACAUUCUUCAAAUCAUUGAGGGAGAAAAGUCUCUAUACAUGGAAUGCCAUGAUCAAUGGUUUGGCAGUGCAUGGCCAUGUAGAGCAAGCGUUGGAUGUGUUUAACCAGUUGCUGGACCAUGGAACCAUGAGACCAGAUGAAGUUACACUUGCAGGAGCCGUCACAGCUUGUAACAAGCCUCUCCCUAGAUGCGCAGACAUAUGUGCGAAACUAGAGGAGCUGACACUGAAGAUGUCUGCAGAAGGAUACUUAGCAGAGACAGGAUUCGUCUUGUAUGACAUACAUGAAGACGAGAGAGAGCAGGCUCUUGGCCAUCAAGGUGAGGAGUUGGCUCUAACUUUAGGGCUUAUAAGUACAGCCCCUCGUGUCACUCUUAGGACUGUGAAGAAUCUUAGGGUGUGGUGA
Molecule: messenger RNA, 612 nt
Organism: Nymphaea colorata (pocket water lily)
Lineage: Eukaryota; Viridiplantae; Streptophyta; Magnoliopsida; Nymphaeales; Nymphaeaceae
Product: pentatricopeptide repeat-containing protein ELI1, chloroplastic-like
Exons: 4
Coding region: 1-612 (203 amino acids)
Biological process (GO): RNA modification
Molecular function (GO): RNA binding; zinc ion binding; protein binding
Source: RefSeq, a predicted model, not a curated record